AUGUCGCAAAGUCAUGCUUUGUCCGAUGAUCAGGUUGCGGGCGAGCUCCGCAAGAUGACGGCCUUCAUCCGGCAGGAAGCGCUGGAGAAGGCCCGUGAAAUCCAGCUCAAAGCUGACGAAGAGUUCGCCAUCGAGAAGUCCAAGCUCGUUCGCCAGGAGACUGCCGCCAUCGACACUCAGUAUGAGAAGAAGUUCAAGCAAGCUUCCAUGUCCCAGCAGAUCACUCGCUCCACUCUCGCCAACCGCACCCGUCUUCGUGUUCUUUCUUCUCGCCAGGAACUCCUUGAUGAUUUGUUCCAGAAGGCUCGUGAUCAGAUCUCCGGUAUCGCAGCUAAGGAUGCGUCGAAGUAUGAGGCUGUGCUGAAGGGCUUGGUUCUUGAGGGCUUGUACGCUCUCAAUGAAGACAAGGUGUCUAUUCGGGCGAGGAAGCAGGAUACUGAUGCUGUGAAGAAGGCCAUUGAAGAGGCCGAAAAGGAAUUCAAGGAGACCGUCGGCAAGGAGACGUCUGCGGAGCUGGACGAGGAGGAGCCGCUGCCCGAGGGAUCUGCUGGUGGUGUCAUCAUUAUCGGUGGCCAGGGCAAGAUCGAGAUCAACAACACGUUCGAAGAGCGGCUGCGCCUGCUCGAAAUCGACGCCCUGCCCGCCGUCCGCGAGACGCUGUUCGGUAAGAACACCAACCGGAGGUUCUACGAUUAG
Messenger RNA from Aspergillus niger, 696 nucleotides. RefSeq lists its product as uncharacterized. The record is from RefSeq and is a predicted model, not a curated record. Gene Ontology annotation, molecular function: proton-transporting ATPase activity, rotational mechanism. Gene Ontology annotation, cellular component: proton-transporting two-sector ATPase complex, catalytic domain. Lineage: Eukaryota; Fungi; Ascomycota; Eurotiomycetes; Eurotiales; Aspergillaceae. Bases 1 to 696 code for a protein of 231 amino acids. Gene Ontology annotation, biological process: proton transmembrane transport. The transcript has 3 exons.